AUGGCUAUGGCAAUUCCAAAGUCCGGUUACAACCGGUUCAUGAAAGAAGGAGCUCAGGUAAGUUUCUUAAAAUUGCUUAAAAUCUUUUUCAAAUCAAAAAAUUUCAGCACUUCAAAGGAACCGAUGAAGCUGUCCAACGUAACAUCGAUGCUUGUGUAGAACUUGCCUCCCAAAUCCGAUCCGCUUACGGGCCAAAUGGGAUGAACAAAAUGGUCAUCAAUCACAUCGAAAAAUUGUUUGUCACCAAUGAUGCUGCUACAAUCCUCAAAGAACUUGAAAUCCAACAUCCAGCCGCCAGAAUUAUCAUCAUGGCAACUGAAAUGCAAGAAAAACAAGUUGGCGACAACACAAACACCGUUGUUAUUCUCGCCGCGUCUUUAUUAGAACAUGCUUCACAACUCAUUAAUAUGGGAAUGACACCUCAAGAAGUUGCUGCGGGAUAUGAGCAAGCUGCUGAAAAAGCUUUGGAAAUUUUGCCAAGUUUGGUUGUUAAAACUGCAUCAGAUUUGAAAAACAUCGAUGAAGUUCGACAUUAUUUGAGAUCUGCUAUCACUUCAAAACAAUAUGAUAAUGAAGAUGUUAUCGCUGAAUUGGUAGCCAAAGCCUGCGUCACAACAGUUCCUUCAAACUCCUACAAUUUCAAUGUGGAUAACAUUAGAAUUUGUAAAAUCAUCGGGUCCGGUGUCAGCAAAUCAACCGUCAUGAAUGGUAUGGUUUUCAAACGUGGCGCGGAAGGAGAAAUCAAAUCUGCGCAAGACGCUAGAAUUGCAGUUUUCACUUGUCCAUUUGAUUUGACACAAACUGAGACCAAAGGAACAAUUCUUAUCGAAAAUGCUGAUGAACUUGUGAAUUUCUCAAAAGGUGAAGAGAGUGAAGUUGAAGAGCAAGUCAAAGCGAUCGCUGAAACUGGAGUCAAAGUUGUUGUGGCUGCUGGGAAAUUCGGAGAUUUGUAUCUGCAUUUCUUGAACAAAUAUAAAAUUAUGGCUGUUAGACUUACAUCGAAAUUCGAUCUUCGUAGAUUGUGUAGAACUAUUGGAGCUCAAGCUCAAGCCAGAAUUGUGGGUUUUCUGGAAAAAAUGAAAAAAACACUUUUUUCCACACAAAAAUGAAAAAUAUCUCGCAAAUGAUUUGAAAUAUUGGGUUUUCUAAUGUUAUUCAUAUGAUAGAAUGGUCUAAGACGAACAGAAUGAUACAAAUUUUGAUGACUUUACGUUAUUCAUAAGUGAUUUAGCGGCUUUAGCGACUAAAUAUCGACUAAACCUCGCUAAAUCACUUAUGGAUAAGGUAAAUUCAUCAAAAUUUAUAUCAUUCUGUUCGUCUUAGACCAUUCUAUCAUAUGAAUAACAUUAGAACCCAAUAUUUCAACUCAUUUUCUCAAAAAACAUGAAAUGUGAGAUAUUUUUCAAUUUUUGUGUGGGAAAAAUGUCAAAAAAUAUAGUUUUUACCUUAACAAAAACAUUUUCAGUGUGCACCAGCUGUCAAUCUUUUGGGACAUUGUGAUAUUGUUAAAGUAACAGAAAUCGGCGAUGAAAAUGUGGUCGUUUUCGACAAGAAAAGUGAAAAAGGAAAUGUUGCCACAAUCAUUAUCCGAGGCUCAUCUCAAUCAAGAAUUGAUGAUGUCGAAAGAGCUGUUGAUGAUGCUGUCAACACCUACAAAGCUCUCACAAAAGAUGGACAAUUGUUAGCCGGAGCUGGAGCGGUUGAGAUUGAACUUUCGAAACAAAUUGAGUCUUUCGGAGAGAAAGCGCCGGGAUUGGAGCAAUAUGCGAUCAAAAAGUUUGCGCAUGCUCUUGAAACUUUGCCGAAAGCGAUUGCUGAAAAUGCGGGCAUGAAUACGACUGAAACUUUGACCAAAUUGCAUGCUGAACAUUGUGCUGGAAAUGCGAAUCAUGGAAUUGAUAUUUGGCAACAAGGUAGGGUGGAUUUUAAGGAGGAAAAUAGGGAAAAAAUCCUGUUUUUUUGCAGAAUUGAUGGAUGCUGUUCAAAACAAUAUUUUCGAUUUAUACGCCGGAAAAAGGUUAGCCAUCAAAUUGGCAACUGAUGCAGCUGCAACAAUUUUGAAAGUUGAUCAGGUAAAUUCGGGAUUUCAAGCUAAAUUUUGAGGUUUUCUGGGAUUUUCAGGUGAAUUUUGGCUGAAAAUCCUGGGUAGCACUGUAAAAAUCGAAAUUUUCCCGGUACUGUAGAAUUUUCCAGAGAAAAUUCUCUGAUUUUACAGCGAUGUCCGGAAGUUCCUAUGAUUUUUUCAAAAAAUUUCAAAUCUUUGUCCAAUUUCAGGAGGCAAAAUGGAACUUUUUCCAGAAAUCAAUAAAAAUGCGGUGAAAUUAUUUAUUUCUUGAAAAAAAAAUCCAAAACUUCCUAUGAUUUUUUGAAUUUUUUCAAGAAAUCAAUAAUUUCACAGCAUUUUUUAUUGAUUUUGUGGAAAAAUUGCCUCAGAAGUUGGACAAAGAUUGGAAAUUUCAAAAAAAUCACUGUAAAAUCAGAGAAUUCUCUGAAAAAUUCUACAGUACCUGGCCACGUCAUAACUAGAUAUUUGGGGCGAGGAAAUUUUGAUGAAACACAUGGAAAUGUACCAAAUCAACCAUGCUGAUCACGAUUCCGAAGUCAAAAAUUGCCACAAAUUUCCUGUGAGCAUUUUUCUGGAGCUCCGAGUUUUUUCUCCAUGUUCCUGGGUGAAAAAUCGAUUUUUAUGACUUGAAUAAGGUUGUUCAGCACAUUCGAAAACCUAUGAGCAUUUUAGUUUAUCAAAAAAUAUUUUUAAAAAACCAGCCGAAAGCUGUAAUUUUCAAAACUUACAGUUUUCCUCUGGUUUUGAAAAAAUAUUUUUUCAUAAACUAAAAUGCUGAUAGGUUUUUGAAUGUGCUGAACAAUCUUAUCCAAGUUAUAAAAGUUGAUUUUUCACCCGGGAACAUGGUGAAAAAACUCGGAGCUCCAGAAAAGUGCUCACAGGGAAUUUGUGGCAAUUUUUGACUUCGGAAUCAUGAUCAGCAUGAUUGAUUUGGUAUAUUUCGAUAUGUUUUAUCAAAAUUUCAGAACCUAGCUUGAAAUUUGAGCUUUUUCUCAAAUUUCACACCUGAAAGGUUGUUUUCUUCUAAAUUUUGCUGAAUUUCCAGCUUUUCCCUUGAAUUUUGAAAUUAAUCCGACAUUUUUGCAGAUUAUCAUGGCUAAACAAGCAACUGGUGGUCCAAAACCACGCGGACCAAAACCACAAGAUGAAGAUGACGAAGGAAUGGCAUAA
This is a messenger RNA of Caenorhabditis angaria, 3235 nucleotides long. The record is from the annotation of a GenBank genome assembly. Lineage: Eukaryota; Metazoa; Nematoda; Chromadorea; Rhabditida; Rhabditidae.